This is a messenger RNA of Aspergillus viridinutans, 1320 nucleotides long. RefSeq lists its product as uncharacterized. Gene Ontology annotation, molecular function: protein binding. The coding region runs from base 1 to 1320 and encodes 439 amino acids. The transcript has a single exon. The record is from RefSeq and is a predicted model, not a curated record. NCBI's taxonomy places the organism in Eukaryota, Fungi, Ascomycota, Eurotiomycetes, Eurotiales, Aspergillaceae.
AUGUCUCUUCUCUCGCUUCCAACGGAAAUCUUAUGCCACAUUGCAGAGCACAUAGAAUCACUCCAGACCCUCGGCGCUCUGGCCCGCGUGAACCGCCGGUUAAAUGUUAUCUUCGAUCCUGCGUUGUAUCAGCUGGAUGCCCGGCACCCUCCUAGUGCGGCAGUUAGCUGGGCAGCAGAGCGUGGGAUGACGCAUCUUUUGCAAAAAUCUAUCAACUACGGAGCCGAGAUACCCGUGCAUUCGCAAAUUGGUCAACGCUGCAUCACUGGAGAGCGGGUUGUGUAUGGUAAGAUAAUCCGCCAUCGCUUUACGGACUGCCCGCCAGCACAUCCUCUCUGUCUUGCCGUCCAAAAUGGACAUGAGGAAAUAGCCAGGAUUCUCCUAGAGCGGGGCUGUGACCCGAAUAUGGAGACCCCUGACCGGUAUUCCUUGCUAUCCCUUGCAGUCAUCCGCGGUCACGCAAGCCUAGUCGGGAUGCUUCUGAGUCUAGGAGUAGACCAGAAACCUCGGCCUCUCACGUACCACAGCCCCAUUCAGAUCGCCGCUUUCCAGGGCAACGAGACCAUAGUGAGCUUACUACUCCACCAUAGCUCAGAGCGUCUGCACCAUACCAGCGAGCUCCGAGAUGCACUUGAAUGUGCAAUGAAAGAAAAUCACAGGAACAUUAUCUACCUGCUAGUAGAAUACGGAGUGAACCUAAACACGGCGUUCGAACACUGGUCCGGCAAAACCCCGCUCGUCUGGGCGAGCGAGCAAGGGGAUGUUGAUCUUGUUAAGCUGUUCCUGAGCCAUGGCGCAGACCCUAACUACCACGGGUUCGAUUACGAAACCGCAUUGGUCAAGGCGGCCGCCAGCGGCCACGCCGAUAUCGUCAGCCUUUUGGUACGGGACACUGACCGGAUGUCGCGGACUCAUGCGCUUGCUCUGAGCAUGGAUUACCCUGAUGGACGCGUCGCCCGGAUCCUGCUAGACAACGGGGCCCUUCCUGAUUUUGUUGACCAGGAUUAUGCUGAUUUUCCAGGCCCUGGUCCUACCAAGAAAGAUCGGAAGGAUUAUCGAUUGAUUCCUCCCCUCGUGCGGGCUGUGAAUGCCGGACAUGCAAACCUAGCGCGAUUACUGGUUGCGCAUGGGGCCAAUGUCAACGCUUACUACGAGGGCCUUGUACAUACGCGGUCCUCUCGGUCGAGCGGCUCGGUACUGCAGCUGGCGAUGGAUCUGAAUGAUCAGGAUACUGUGAACUACCUGCGUGAUCACGGGGCAGUCGUAGAGGUUGAGAACACGUUUGAGCGGCUCAUGAAGCGUUUUCGCAAUUGCACGUAG